AUGGCAACACAAGUCCAGAGCCAGGUCAAAGUAAAUGGCAUCGAGUCUAAGAAUGGAACGGCACACCAAUUUGACUCGGUGACACCUUUGACAGGCUCCGGAAACGUUGGAGAGCUAGACUUCGACGGCGAAAAGACUUCAUUUAGACUUCCUGAUGGCAGCACUGAAGUGUGGAUAGCCACUAGAGGAACUGAUUUUGUGGUGGCUUCCGGUGAAAGCCUGCUGGCUGAGUGGAAGAAUGAUGGGAGACAGGCCAGAGUCUCUCCAGCCAUGGUCAACGAAGACAGGGCCGAGUCGGCCCAGACUCUGCAAUUGACACUCCGUGGCUCGCCUUCUGGAUCUGACUCCGAUGAUCUCGCCCUCCAGCUGACUUGGGCAUCCAUCUAUGCCCUGUGGUUGCACCCAUCCCACAGGAACGACGACAUCAUCGCCAUCUCUGUAGAAAGCGACAGAGUGGGCGAGUAUCUGCGCUGCACUGGACUCGCCACUGUAUCACCCUUUUCUGAGAGCAGUUCCGGACCAGAUGCCAUCUACUGGCUGCAACGCGAAGCAUUCUGGCAGGGUGCCGGCGCUCCUGACAACCAGCAUUGGCUUCGCUCUCGGCCCGAGGAGAGCUUCCCGGGCUUUAACAGCAAGCUGGGCGUCUUCGCCAGCCAGAUGGGCUUUACAAGGAAGGGCAAUGUAUGUACGGUACACCCGGUGCGACCGCCCAAGCCCAAGCCCGGUGCGGUGAUCUACUCGCGAUUCAUCGUGGAGUUGGGGCAGCAGCUCGAGAUCCACCACAUCGACGCCUCAAACCCGCUGCACUUCGAGACGUAUGCACGCUGGCAGAACUCAGACCGAGUCAACGCGGGCUGGAAAGAGCGUGGCCCGGAUGAGAAGCACCGGGCGUACCUUGCAGCUCAGCUCGCCGACCCGCACACGAUGUCGUGUGUGUUCCUGUGGGACGGCGAGCUGGCGGGCUACACCGAGAUCGGCUGGGUUAAGGAGGACAACGCUGCGUGCUUCUUCGGCGCCCAGUGCAACAUUGUCGUCGGCGAGCACGACCAGAACUCUCAUAUCUUCGUCGGUGAGGAGCGCUUCCGCGGCGGUAAGCGCUAUGAGGCCGUGGCCACAUCCAUCAAGCACACAUGCUUCUUGCGUGAUCCUAGGACCAAGCAGGUGGUGGCCGAGCCGCGCUUCGACCUGGCACAUGUGCAUAUCCAAAACAAGUACCUGCCGCAGGAGAAGAAGAAAAGAUUCGAACUGCCGCACAAGACUGCAAUGCUAUUCGCCCUGCAGCGCGAGCGCUUCUUCCAAGAGGGGCACUUUGUGUAG
Molecule: messenger RNA, 1317 nt
Organism: Diaporthe amygdali
Lineage: Eukaryota; Fungi; Ascomycota; Sordariomycetes; Diaporthales; Diaporthaceae
Exons: 1
Coding region: 1-1317 (438 amino acids)
Biological process (GO): siderophore biosynthetic process
Source: RefSeq, a predicted model, not a curated record